GCAGAAAGUCGGCGGUAGGUUGGCGAUUGAGAUUGCUAUCAGUCCAUUCAUAUUUGCUCACAAAACAGGUUCUUCGUAUAAAACCAAACUGCAAGUUGUGUUGUCUCAUAAUUCAUAACCAGAGCAUGCUCGAGUUAAUGUUACCAGUAGUCUUUUAAUACAUAGCGUUCUUCGUUUCUGACAAGGGUAAAAGAAACUCGUUUUCCGCUUGUGUUGGCCAGGGUUUUCGAGGGACUGUGAGCAGAGAACUAUAUUCGUUUGUACUGCAGACGAUGGACUACAACAAGUGCUCAUUUCAGAGUCACUAGGCUAGCUACCAGUUUGAGAAAAUCAAGGCAGCGCAAUUAUUCGUGUUACAUAGCGGUUAGCAUUUUUUCGUUCUAUUGCAUAUUCCAGGUACAGUGAUGGAGCGUUUGGAAAAUUGGUUUCGUCCGAGACAAAAAUUAAAAGAUCGUCAAAGUAUGUUAGAAACUGACGAGGAAUACUGUGAAAGGUGGAUUACGAUCCGUAUAAUUUAUUUGAGUGGAUUUCUAAUGUUUUUAUCAUUCGGAGUAGUGACAACAUCUCUUUGGCCUUAUUUGCAGGAGAUGGAUUCAACGAGUGGAAAAGCAUUUCUAAGUGUGUUAUUCGCUGCCCCACCUGGAGGUCAACUGCUGUUCAGUCCAUUAAUCGGUUGGUGCUCAAACCGAAUGUCUUCUGUGAGAAUUCUUUUCGUGUUGUUGACGGCUCUAUAUAUAUUUUCGAACGCUUUAUACAGUGUCAUUGAACUAUUCUGCGUGCCACAGCGAAAAUAUAUUAUGUUGAUUGCUCGAUUUGGUUUCGGCAUAGCUACAUCUAUCAACACCAUUAGUCGAGCUUACAUUUCGGCUGCCACUAAAUUUUCUGAGCGUACGAAGACUAUUGCCAUUUGUUCUUUAUCACAGACAUUGGGGCUAUUAGUUGGACCACUCCUUCAAUCAUUGAUCUCCUUAUUGGGAAAGGAUGGUGUGGUACUUUGUGGAUUGCGACUAAAUAUGUAUACAUCUGGCGGGUGGAUCUGUGCUUUAGGUGGAACUAUGUUCUUAUUGCUUUUGAGUCCAUCAACGUUUGUACAUCGUACUAUAGCAUUCAAAGAAGCACAAAACAACAAAGGCAAGAGCAGUUUAAUGGAAAAUAACCGGUCAUUACAUCUGUUUCCCAUUUGCAUGAUAAUCACAGGCUAUGGAUUACUGAUGUUUUUCUACGUAUCUUUCCAAACGACUCUUUCUCCCAUCGCAUUGGAUCAAUUUUCAUGGAGCCACGAAGAGUCACUAUAUUAUCUCGGCAUACUCCUAACGGUGGGAACAUUAUGUUCGUGUUUGAUAUAUUUGUUGUUACCUUAUUUAAGUAAAACGUAUAACGAACACAAUGUGUUUGUGUACAUUGCUAUCCUCCCGCUUUUUCUUAGUCAAAUGAUGAUGAUUCCGACAGUGGAACAUAAACUAGAAGCAUCUGUUUCGAGAAGUGACAAUAGUACUGCGGCAUUAUUAGGAUGCACACAAGAGUGGUGCAAAUCGGUUCCCACAAUCAGUCGUUACCAGCUGUCCAUUUCAUAUGGUAUGCUGUGUAUUUCGUUUUCGGUAGGAAUUGCAAUAACCCAGACAAUUCUUUCAAAACUACUUGGAGCACGGCCACAAGGUCAUUGGAUGGCUUUAUAUACGAGUGUUGGAGGGAUAGCAAGAAUAAUGGGACCAGGUACCAUGUUAAUUUAUAUUCAAUACGGUCCGCAUUAUCUUUUCGGGUUGGGAACGAUUGUCACUGGACUAAUGUUACUUUGGAUAUGGUUUUAUAGGAAGCUUUUACAUAUCGAUACAAAACUAGCUACAAAUGUACGCGAAGAACAAGACCAUACAGGUUUCCAAUAG
Anopheles darlingi is the source of this 1883-nucleotide messenger RNA. RefSeq names its product major facilitator superfamily domain-containing protein 8-like. The coding region runs from base 405 to 1883 and encodes 492 amino acids. The transcript has 3 exons. Gene Ontology annotation, molecular function: transmembrane transporter activity. Lineage: Eukaryota; Metazoa; Arthropoda; Insecta; Diptera; Culicidae. Gene Ontology annotation, biological process: transmembrane transport. The record is from RefSeq and is a predicted model, not a curated record. Gene Ontology annotation, cellular component: lysosomal membrane.